Messenger RNA from Arabidopsis arenosa, 1206 nucleotides. Lineage: Eukaryota; Viridiplantae; Streptophyta; Magnoliopsida; Brassicales; Brassicaceae. The record is from the annotation of a GenBank genome assembly.
AGACCAAAAACUCCUAGUUAAGAGAUUCCGACUACCUUCAAGUUAUGAAUUGAGACAAUCUUGUUCUCUAUUUGUUAGGGUGAUUAAAUAUCGAUAAAGAUUACCUUAUAUUUUUGAUUCGUGUUUUCCAAAGAUUUUUUGAACUAAUUCGCUUAUUUUUCCUAAAACAGGGGUGGUGUUUCAGUGGUGGUAAGAGGAUAAUAUUUCUUGAGAAUGUCUGCCUACAUUUCUGAGGAGAAGUUGUUCUUCAACAAGAAAGAUUCUGUCAACGUAAAUUUGAAACCUUUCGGAUCCAAAAUCUCAGAUGUCAGCGAAAUUGAAGAAUUUGAUCAAGAGACUUUGAUUGUGGCAAGUCAAGAAGUUAAGGAUGAUUCCAAAGUGGCACCGAGGGAUGUAGUAGCUACAUCAACAAAUGUCUCUAAGAAGGCUUUAACCAUGGGAGAUAUUUUAUCAAUGGAGGAUUCCCAAAUACCACCCAACAAAAACAACACUCAUGGACCUGAAGAAAACAUAGUCCAUCAUGACACACAACUGGAGAUAACAGAGGAACCGGAGAUAACAGAGGAACCAGAAGCAGACAACUUUUGUGAUGAGAAUCUCUUGUCAAGGAAUCUCCCAAAUGGUUUCAGGGAAAUAAGUUAUUGUGAGGCUGAGUCGAGUUUAGCUUAUAUAACUUACUGUGGACCAAUCUCAGGCUCCGGAAACCUCUCCCUUCGUUCUGAUGGAACCAGCGAAAGCUCUUUCGCUUUCCCAAUGCCGCAAUCGGAGUGGAACAUCAGUCCUGUAAGAAUGGGUAAAGCUGAGGGGACACAACUUCGAGUGGUGAAAGCUGAGGAGACUCAACUCCAAAAGGAGAAAGCUGAGGAGACACAACUCCGAAAGGAGAAAGCUGAGGAGAGACAACUUCGAAAGGAGAAAGCUGAGAAGAAAAAACUUCGAAAGAAGAAGAAAGGAUGGAGACAUUACUCUUCUCUUCUCUGUUGUAGAUUCUGAUGGAUUAUAUCAGAAGAUAUUUUACCUUUAUAGGCUUUGUAUUCUAUUCACAAAGACCGUUCGAAUAAAAACAGAAAAAGUGGUUUUUCUGUAAUGUAUUAUUUCGUAGGCCUCAAAUACUUUAUCGUGGAUUUUGCGAGUUAGGUUUGUUUUUCUUUUCAGUUUAACGUAGUUGCUUCAACCACAAGGAAACACUAAAGACACUUUGUGCAG